Drosophila ficusphila is the source of this 2364-nucleotide messenger RNA. RefSeq names its product DNA ligase 1 (gene DNAlig1). Gene Ontology annotation, cellular component: mitochondrion; nucleus. The coding region runs from base 80 to 2302 and encodes 740 amino acids. The transcript is spliced from 7 exons. NCBI's taxonomy places the organism in Eukaryota, Metazoa, Arthropoda, Insecta, Diptera, Drosophilidae. Gene Ontology annotation, biological process: lagging strand elongation; Okazaki fragment processing involved in mitotic DNA replication; DNA repair. Gene Ontology annotation, molecular function: DNA ligase (ATP) activity; ATP binding; DNA binding. The record is from RefSeq and is a predicted model, not a curated record.
CACACAACGUUCAAACUGGCGGGAACCAAUUUCUAAUAGCAUUCUAAUUUAUAUUUCCGUAAAAGCCAUUGCUAUAAAAAUGCAAAAGUCUAUAACCUCCUUCUUCAAGAAGAAAUCCGACACCAUCGACAGCCCCUCGCCACCAAAAAAAAUUCCAAAGAUCGAGGCGAAUUCAGAACUGCUAGAAAAACCCAUCAUUAAAACUGAAAAUGUCUCUCCGAAAGCUAAGUCAAAAGUUCAAUCGAUGGAUGCCGACUUGGAAAAAGAGACAAGUCCAUCGAAAGAUUUUAAAAAGGAGCAAAAUUUUAAGAAGGUCACAACCAUAGGUUUAAAUUCCUCCUCAAUUAGCAAGGAGGACAUGGAGAACUAUGAUCCCUCAGCCGAUUCCUAUCAUCCACUCAAAAAUGCCUACUGGAAGGACAACAAAAUCACUCCUUACUUGGCAUUAGCCCGCACAUUUCAAGUAAUUGAGGAAACUAAAGGCCGUCUUAAGAUGAUCGACACGCUAAGCAACUUCUUCAGCUCUGUAAUGUUGGUCAGUCCGGAGGACCUGGUGCCAAGCGUGUAUCUCAGCAUUAACCAACUGGCGCCUGCCUACGAGGGACUGGAGCUGGGCGUGGCCGAAACCACUCUAAUGAAGGCCAUUUGCAAGGCUACGGGCCGCAACCUGGCCCAUAUUAAAUCCCAAACGCACCUUAUCGGUGACCUUGGUAUUGUUGCCGAGCAGUCACGCGUUUCGCAGCGCAUGAUGUUCCAGCCUGCUCCCUUAAAUGUGCGAGACGUGUUUAGGAAGCUGCGUGAAAUAGCCAAUAUAUCCGGUCAGUCCAAAAUGGAUCUGGUCUAUAACAUGUUUGUGGCCUGCCGGUCGUCUGAAGCGCGCUUCUUCAUUCGAUCUCUGAUUGGCAAGCUGCGGAUUGGCAUUGCCGAACAAAGUUUGCUCACAGCAUUGGCUAUUGGCCUGGUUAAAAAGAACCACAUUGAUGACUGCAAAGCCAGCAAGGUUCCCGAUGUUUACAAAGAUGAAAUUGCAGACACGACAUUGAUGCUUAAAACUGCAUACAGCCAAUGUCCCAAUUACGACAUUAUCAUUCCGGCCAUUCUCAAGUACGAUAUUAAGGAGCUGCAGGAACGCUGCCCAAUGCAUCCUGGCAUGCCGCUACGGCCCAUGCUCGCCCAGCCCACAAAAGGCGUUCACGAGGUGUUCGAGAGAUUUGGCGGCAUGGAAAUCACUUGCGAGUGGAAGUACGAUGGGGAGCGAGCCCAGAUUCACUGCAACGAUAAGGGGGAAAUCAGCAUAUUCUCCCGAAACUCUGAGAACAAUACUGCCAAAUAUCCGGAUUUGAUUGCCAGAAGCAGUCGGUUCCUUAAGGGCGAAGUGAAGUCCUAUAUCAUUGACAGCGAAAUUGUUGCAUGGGAUGUAGAUCGAAAGCAGAUUCUUCCCUUCCAAGUGCUUAGCACUCGAAAGCGAAAGAAUGUCGACAUCGAGGAAAUCAAGGUCCAAGUCUGCGUCUACAUCUUCGAUCUUCUCUACAUUAAUGGCGCCGCGUUGGUAACUAAAAACUUGUCAGAGCGACGCAAACUUUUGCUGAAGCACUUCCAGGAAGUUGAAGGCGAGUGGAAAUUCGCUACUGCACUGGAUACCAAUGAUAUUGAUGAGGUGCAAGCGUUUCUAGAGGAAUCCAUUAAAGGAAAUUGUGAGGGCCUCAUGGUAAAGACCCUGAAUGAGGAGGCUACCUAUGAAAUCGCCAAGAGAUCGAGAAACUGGUUAAAACUAAAAAAAGAUUACUUAUCUAAUGUGGGCGACUCACUGGAUCUCGUGGUGAUCGGCGGCUACAAGGGAAAGGGCCGGCGCACUGGUACCUAUGGAGGGUUCUUACUUGCCUGCUAUGAUACAGAAAACGAGGAAUAUCAAAGCAUAUGCAAAAUUGGAACAGGCUUUACCGACGAGGAUCUUCAGUCACACUCUGAGUUCUUGGGCAAGCAUGUGACUCCCACCGCCAAGUCCUACUAUAGAUACGACCCUAGCCUGGAGCCCGAUCACUGGUUUGAGCCUGUCCAAGUGUGGGAAGUCAAGUGCGCCGAUCUUUCUCUCAGCCCGAUCCAUCGGGCAGCCAUUGGCAUCGUGGACGGCGAGCGAGGAAUUUCUCUGCGGUUUCCCCGAUUUAUUAGAAUUCGCGAGGAUAAGAACAGCGAGAACGCGACGGACGCCAAUCAGGUGGCCCAUAUGUAUCAGUCACAGGACCAGGUUAAGAAUAAUCAAAAAUCAUGUACACAGGUAGAGAUGGAGGAUGAGUUCUACUGACCUUACGGUUCAUUUAAGUGAGCAACGCUUAUUUAACAAUAAAUUUCCUUAUCGCUAUUUUA